UGCCGGGUGACUCAGCGGCAGCGGCGGCCCGGUGACCCCCCUCCCGGCGGCGGCGCCUUGCCGCGGCUCUGCCCCCUCCCUCCCGGUAGGAUCAUCCCACCCCGCCGGGCGGUCACCUCAGCAGGAGGAGCCGCCGCUUAGCCUCCGCUCCGCUCCCGCAGCGACCUGACGGCAGUGAGCCUCGCCUCGCCUCGCCAUGCAAGCAGGGAAGGCAGCCGGGAGCCGGGACGCCGGCCGGCCCCUGCAGGCCACCAUGAAGAGGGGCUACGACGUGCUCCGCGACCCCCACCUCAACAAGGGCAUGGCUUUUACCUUGGAGGAGAGGCAACAGUUGAAUAUUCAUGGAUUAUUGCCACCUUGCUUUGUUAGUCAAGAUGCCCAGGUUUAUAGUAUUCUGAAGAAUUUUGAAAGGCUGACAUCUGACCUAGACAGAUAUAUUCUACUAAUGAGUCUUCAGGAUCGAAAUGAAAAGCUUUUCUAUAAAGUGCUGACUUCUGACAUUGAAAGGUUCAUGCCUAUUGUUUAUACUCCCACUGUGGGACUGGCUUGCCAACAAUAUGGUUUAGCAUUUCGGAGGCCAAGAGGUCUUUUUAUUACUAUCCAUGACCGGGGACACAUCGCUACAAUGCUUAAAUCCUGGCCAGAAAAUAUUAUCAAGGCUAUUGUGGUGACAGACGGAGAACGUAUUCUUGGUCUUGGAGACCUUGGCUGUUAUGGAAUGGGCAUUCCAGUUGGUAAACUGGCACUUUAUACGGCAUGCGGAGGAGUAAAACCUCACGAGUGUCUACCAGUGAUGUUGGAUGUGGGAACAGAUAAUGAGGCAUUGCUGAAAGAUCCUUUGUAUAUUGGGCUGAGACACAAGAGAAUCAGAGGUCAAGCCUAUGAUGAUCUUCUUGAUGAAUUCAUGGAAGCUGUGACUUCAAGGUAUGGCAUGAACUGCCUCAUUCAAUUUGAGGAUUUUGCUAAUGCUAAUGCAUUCCGCCUCCUGCAUAAGUACCGUAACAAGUAUUGUACUUUCAAUGAUGACAUUCAAGGAACUGCAUCUGUGGCUGUUGCAGGUCUUCUUGCAGCUCUGCGUAUCACCAAGAACAGGUUAUCAGAUCACACAGUGUUGUUCCAGGGAGCUGGAGAGGCUGCACUGGGAAUAGCAAACCUCAUUGUUAUGGCUAUGGAAAAAGAAGGGGUAUCUAAAGAUACAGCUAUCAAAAGGAUAUGGAUGGUUGACUCAAAGGGAUUAAUAGUAAAGGGGCGUGCCUCGCUAACAUCUGAGAAACAACGUUUUGCCCAUGAACAUGGUGAAAUGAAAAAUCUGGAAGAUAUUGUUAAAGAUAUAAAACCGUCUGUGCUAAUAGGAGUUGCUGCAAUUGGUGGUGCUUUUACUCAACAAAUUCUUCAGGAUAUGGCUGCUUUAAACAAACGUCCUAUUAUUUUUGCUCUCAGCAAUCCUACCAGCAAAGCAGAAUGCACUGCUGAACAGUGCUACAAAUAUACAGAGGGACGUGGCAUUUUUGCCAGUGGAAGUCCUUUUGAUCCUGUCACUCUUCCAAGCGGACAAACGCUCUAUCCUGGACAGGGUAACAAUUCCUAUGUGUUCCCGGGAGUUGCCCUUGGCGUUAUUUCAUGUGGACUGAAACAUAUUGGCGAGGACGUGUUCCUCACAACUGCUGAGGUAAUAGCUCAGCAAGUUUCAGAGGAGAAUUUACAGGAAGGUCGUCUGUACCCUCCGUUAGUCACUAUUCAGCACGUGUCACUGAAAAUUGCUGUGAGGAUCGCAGAAGAAGCCUACAGGAAUAACACUGCCUCCACCUAUCCUCAGCCCAAGGACCUAGAAGCCUUCAUCCGCUCUCAGGUUUACAGUACUGAUUAUAGCAGCUUUGUGGCUGACUCCUAUACCUGGCCUGAAGAAGCCAUGAAAGUGAAAUUGUAAAUAUUUAAUGAAGAAUGAACAAACUAGCUGCAGUUAAAAAGCAUUAAAAUAUUCAGAACAUUCUAGGAAACCUAAGAAUAACUAAUUUUUUAAGAUGCAGAAAACUUUUUCUAAAUUGUAAUAUUUGGUUAGAAACUCAGAUCAAGAAAUCAUAUUAAUUAUACAUCAGAAAAUAAAAAUUAAUCUGAGAAAUA
Molecule: messenger RNA, 2121 nt
Organism: Harpia harpyja (harpy eagle)
Lineage: Eukaryota; Metazoa; Chordata; Aves; Accipitriformes; Accipitridae
Gene: ME1
Product: malic enzyme 1
Exons: 14
Coding region: 197-1927 (576 amino acids)
Biological process (GO): pyruvate metabolic process; malate metabolic process
Cellular component (GO): mitochondrion
Molecular function (GO): malate dehydrogenase (decarboxylating) (NADP+) activity; malate dehydrogenase (decarboxylating) (NAD+) activity; NAD binding
Source: RefSeq, a predicted model, not a curated record